CUGGGAAGCCCCUAGCGCGGAGCUGCCAACGCCCGGCGUAAAGACACAAAUAGAGGAUACGAUCUUGAAUGAGUAGUGAAGACUGAAACACAGCUAUGCAGACCAUCAAGUGUGUCGUAGUUGGGGAUGGUGCUGUGGGUAAAACCUGCCUGCUCAUCUCCUACACCACAAACAAGUUUCCCUCCGAAUAUGUACCUACGGUGUUUGAUAACUAUGCUGUAACUGUAAUGAUCGGAGGCGAGCCCUACACUCUGGGCUUGUUUGAUACAGCAGGUCAGGAAGACUACGACAGGUUACGACCUCUGAGUUAUCCCCAGACCGACGUUUUCCUCGUCUGUUUCUCUGUCGUGUCCCCCUCCUCUUUUGAAAACGUCAAAGAAAAGUGGGUUCCAGAGAUCACCCACCACUGUCCAAAGACCCCCUUCCUGCUAGUCGGCACUCAGAUCGACUUGCGGGACGACCCCUCCACUAUAGAGAAGCUGGCAAAGAACAAGCAGAAGCCCAUCACUCCGGAGACGGCCGAGAAGCUGGCGAGAGACCUCAAGGCUGUGAAAUACGUGGAGUGCUCAGCCCUCACGCAGAAAGGCCUAAAGAAUGUGUUUGAUGAGGCGAUAUUGGCCGCAUUGGAGCCCCCAGAGCCCAAGAAGAAGCGCAAAUGCGUGCUGCUAUGAGAGGCUCCUCCCCACCCCACCCCAAUUUUUUUGUUUUUUUUGUUUUUUGUUUUAUCAAAAUCGCACACACACACACACAUAAACACAUACACUUAAAUAUACACACACACACCCUUCCUUUGCUCUACUAAGGCUGAUUGACAGCAUUGUCCGCUGCAGGGGGGAGACUAUAAAGAAAACAGCCUACCAAGUGUCAGAUAAUUCUCUGCAAUAAGAAGUUGUCUCAGCUCCCCUUUCACUCCCUAUGAAGUCUGCGUUCGGGACAGAAGAUAAAAACUAAACCUGGCCAGCAGGUGGCGACAGGCUGCAGGGUUACAUCGCCUCACACGGGGCAACAAACAUCUAGCUUCCUCAUAAGUAGAACCCAAGUCGAGCUUUUCCAUAGAUUGAUAUUUUGAAUUCAGUCGAUGUUGUGGCCUAAUCACGGUUUAGUUGUCCUCAGCCAAUGACAAUGGUUUACAGAUUUAAAAAAAAAAAAAAAAAGCUCCCGCCCCCAGCUUCCCUGAUUGGCGUAAGGUUCCAUCACCCCCCUCUGUUGACGAGCACACACAUCCCCCCGACCCCUUCCUUUUCUCAGCACUACCAGAAGAAAUGCUAACAGAGUAGUGUUCCUUUUUUGUUCCCCUCCUUUUUUCUUUUUUUUUUGUUGUUUGCCAACACC
Molecule: messenger RNA, 1332 nt
Organism: Scomber japonicus (chub mackerel)
Lineage: Eukaryota; Metazoa; Chordata; Actinopteri; Scombriformes; Scombridae
Product: cell division control protein 42 homolog
Exons: 6
Coding region: 96-671 (191 amino acids)
Biological process (GO): small GTPase-mediated signal transduction; modification of synaptic structure
Cellular component (GO): dendritic spine
Molecular function (GO): GTPase activity; GTP binding
Source: RefSeq, a predicted model, not a curated record